Onychostoma macrolepis is the source of this 1470-nucleotide messenger RNA. It is a transcript of the gene surf4, whose product is annotated as surfeit 4. The transcript has 6 exons. The coding region runs from base 160 to 969 and encodes 269 amino acids. NCBI's taxonomy places the organism in Eukaryota, Metazoa, Chordata, Actinopteri, Cypriniformes, Cyprinidae. The record is from RefSeq and is a predicted model, not a curated record. Gene Ontology annotation, cellular component: endoplasmic reticulum-Golgi intermediate compartment; endoplasmic reticulum; membrane. Gene Ontology annotation, biological process: Golgi organization.
GCGCGCGCUCGUGGAGAGGAGGUUUUUGGUAGCGGCGCGCUGCAUUGUGGGACGGCGACGCGGAGGCCUAGGCAGGCAGAAGUAAUUGUGAGUGUUUGACAGACGCGCGCGUGUUUACAUUAGUAUUGGGCUGAUUGUCUCAGCGCUGAUCGGUGAGUGAUGGGGCGCGAGGAUCUGGUGAGCGCGGCGGAGGACGCGGCGGAUCAGUUCCUGCGGGUCACGAAGCAGUAUCUGCCUCACGUCGCUCGCCUGUGUCUCAUCAGCACCUUCCUGGAGGACGGCAUCCGCAUGUGGUUCCAGUGGAGCGAGCAGAGAGACUACAUCCAGGCCACCUGGAGCUGCGGAUACUUCCUCGCCAGCAGCUUCGUACUCAUCAACCUCAUCGGACAGAUCAGUGGAUGUGUUCUGGUGCUCAGCAGAAACCUGGUUCAGUACGCUUGCUUUGGUCUGUUUGGCAUCAUUGCGCUGCAGACAGUCGCCUACAGUAUUCUGUGGGAUCUCAAGUUUCUCAUGAGGAAUCUGGCUCUGGGUGGAGGGCUGCUGCUGCUGCUGGCCGAGUCUCGCUCUGAAGGGAAGAGCAUGUUUGCCGGCGUGCCGUCGAUGGGAGAGAGCUCUCCGAAGCAGUACAUGCAGCUCGGCGGCCGCGUGCUUCUGGUGCUCAUGUUCAUGACGCUGCUGCACUUCGACUCCAACUUCUUCUCUGUCCUGCAGAACAUGGUGGGAACGGCGCUCAUCGUGCUGGUGGCCGUGGGCUUGAAGACGAAGCUGGCCGCUCUGACGCUGGUGCUGUGGCUCCUGGCCAUCAACGUCUACUUCAACGCCUUCUGGACGGUGCCUGCCUACAAACCCAUGCACGACUUCCUCAAGUACGACUUCUUCCAGACCACCUCGGUCAUCGGAGGCCUGCUGCUGGUGGUGGCGCUCGGCCCGGGCGGCGUGUCGAUGGACGAGAAGAAGAAGGAGUGGUGAGGAGACGUUCACGAGGAGCCCGAGACGCCGGAGCUCGCCGCGGUGCAUCCGGGUUAUUUUUAUCGCAUUGUUAAAUCCUGGAGUUUUAUUUACCGCCUCGCCCUGCGUUGCAGCAAUUGAGGAGAUUCCUAUUCGUUUCAAUCUGGUUUUGUGUUUAAUAAUGAAAGCGUGUUUAUGGGGAAGCGUUCCGUGGGAUGUUUGUGAGCGAUGACACGGCGUGCAUCAGAUCUUCUUCUUCCUGGACUGUUUCUCAUGUUAUUUGCGAUGCAUCAGACGUCUGUGAACUCUGAACUGUAGGCGUCUCGGGCGAGUUUGACGGGCCGUUUGUCAGAUUCUGUUGUUUUACAAUCGACGCCGGACGAACGGGACGGUUAUCCAAGUGUUUUCUGUUGAUUCUAAGAAAGACAAGUCACUGUAUUGAUUUUUUCAGAAGUUUAUAUUGUAUUUUUGACUUUGGGUUUUCAGAUCGUGGCGGAAAAAUAAAGCAAAACCAACAAAUGA